Messenger RNA from Syngnathoides biaculeatus (alligator pipefish), 4447 nucleotides. It is a transcript of the gene mlxip, whose product is annotated as MLX interacting protein. Gene Ontology annotation, biological process: regulation of transcription by RNA polymerase II. The record is from RefSeq and is a predicted model, not a curated record. Gene Ontology annotation, molecular function: RNA polymerase II cis-regulatory region sequence-specific DNA binding; protein dimerization activity; DNA-binding transcription factor activity, RNA polymerase II-specific. The coding region runs from base 215 to 2623 and encodes 802 amino acids. The transcript is spliced from 17 exons. Lineage: Eukaryota; Metazoa; Chordata; Actinopteri; Syngnathiformes; Syngnathidae. Gene Ontology annotation, cellular component: nucleus.
CUGGGGGCCAGUAGGUUUGGUCUCAGCUGGACUGGAGGUAACUUGUACUCCAAGUACUUUAAAAGACAUUUAAAGGCGAUAAAGUGGCAGGAUUGAAAAAUAACAAUCACGACGGGCCACUGGGAGCGCCUUAGUCAAGUCUCAUGAGGGGUGUAGCGUAGAAGUGAUCCCUCCCGGGCUAGCUCACUAGCUAGUUAGCCAUUUGUUCGCAGUCAUGUCUUCUCGGCAGCCAAGUUCCAGCAGGCAUCGAGGCAAGAAACAACAACAGCAGCGGGUUGACGACGAUGACGACGACUCGGACGCCGAGGAGACCUGCCCGAGCCGCAGCCCCAGCCCGAGCCCAAGCCAGGGCCUGAGGAGUUCACAGAUCAUUCACAGUGGACAUUUCAUGAUGUCGUCGCCCCACAGCGAGCACCCGCCUAAGAAAGGCUACGACUUCGACACCGUCAACAUGCAGACCUGUCAAACAUAUCAUUUCGGCAAAGCCAGCACGUCUCACAUCUCCAUCGACGCUUCGCUCACCAGACUCUUCGAGUGCAUGACACUGGCCUACAGCGGAAAGCUGGUGUCUCCCAAAUGGAAAAACUUCAGGGGUCUGAAGCUUCUGUGGAGGGACAAGAUCCGCCUCAACAACGCCAUCUGGAGGGCCUGGUACAUGCAGUAUGUGGAGAGAAGACAGAAUCCUGUUUGCCAUUUUGUGACCCCUCUGGAUGGAAACAUUGACCUGGAAGCACAUCGUUCCUCAGAGAUGAUCACCACCGAGGGAAAGUGCUGGAAGAGAAGAAUAGAAAUUGUCAUUCGAGAGUAUCACAAGUGGAGGACCUACUUCAAGAAAAGAUUGCAGAAGCAUAAGGAUGAUGAUCUGUCGAGUUUGCUCAAGGGGCCCAAGGAGCAGUUAGCGCUGUUUGGGGAAGUCGCUCCAGACAUGCUCCGUGCUUGCUUUUGUCAGGAUGAAGAGAGCCAGGCCCCGGUUCCCAUGGAGCUGGAGAGUCUCUUUGAUAUGGAGGUGCUCAUGUCCGAGGUGUCCGACACACUCUUCUCCACCUUGGUCUCACACCAGACCACCGCUUGGCCCAACCCCAAGGAGAUUGCUCAUGCGGUGAAUGCAGACAUGAUCCAACCUGGACUCAUGCAGUUACAGCCCAACCUGGACUUCUCUUUUGAUCCACUACAAGACUUAUUUCACAGCCUCCGUCCGCCCGCCUUCUUCCCCGUUUCCCCCACUGCACCAUCAGUCACCCCUCUGCCCAGCAGCAGCUCUCCGUCGCAGGGCCAGUUAAUGUCAUCCAUGCAGCUCGCAGACAGCACCAUCCCUCCUUCAAUAAGCAGUGGGACCAGUGCUGCCGCCAUUGUGGAGAACUCGUACUUGCCUCUUUAUCCCGGGCAGGCGGCACUUGGCGACCACGCCCCCGUUUCCUCCCGGAAUCCACUGGUGUCCGAGUGCCUCCCGCCAGCAGUAGCAGCCAUGGAACCCUCCACGUUGGAGCCCGUGGCAGCUUUGGGCGAGACUGCCACGAUCUCUUCCUCCUCCGCGGUGGCUGCUGGUUCCACGUCCACACAUCCCCUACCGCCUCCACCCCGGUUACCGUCCUUAGUUCCGCUGGUAGCCACCCCAGCACCUAGGCCGCCGCCCCCUCACACUUUCGCCCGCCCUCGACAUCUCCAGCCAGCCAACGGCAACAAAAAACGAGAUCUGAAGAAGAUUACCCCUGCAAGCCCGAUUGGCCCCCAGCAGCUCUUCAUUACAGGAAUCAACCCGGCCAUGAAAACAGACGUGACCUCAUCUCCUGGUGUGCUGAUCACUCACUGCGGUGUGGCUGGUGGAUUCUCCGUCGUACCUCAAACCCAGAAGUCUCCUCAGCGCAUCGUACCCUCGGAAAACCAUCAAAACCAGGAGCAGUCCUCCAGUAUUGUUCAGGGCCAGGCAGGAUCAGGUCAAGGCUCGCCUUGUGGCUUAGACCAAGUUCCCAGUCCUCAGUCGCUGAUCAGCAGCAGCACAACUCCUCAGAUGCAGAGGAGAGGACACAUCGCCGAGCAGAAAAGACGAUCAAAUAUCAACCACAGCUUCAAAACACUCAGCAGCCUGGUGCCCACCCUCAACUCACAAGUCAAUAUCAGUAUUGCCGUCACCAUGCAGAAGACCGUGGAACACAUUGAGAAGCUCAAGCAGGAGAGGGAGCAAAUGCAGGAAGACAUCAGGAGACUGCAGGAAGAAAUUGCAAACCUCAAGGCCUCCAUCAACCUGUGCCACGACCAGAUGCCGGCCACGGGAGCGCAGGUCACGCAGCGCCGCUUUGACCACAUGCAGCACAACUUCAAUGAGUACGUCAAGGAACGUUCCCGGCAGAACUGGAAGUUCUGGAUUUUCAGUGUCAUCAUCAAGCCGCUCUUUGAGUCCUUCAACAAGAUGGUGUCAACUGCAAGUGGAACUGAGCUGUGCAAGACCACACUGGAGUGGCUCGAACGGCACUGCUCUUUGGUUGCGCUCAGGCCCAUGGUCAGCAGCAGCCUCUGCCAUCUGAGCACCAGCACGUCCAUCCUCAGCGACCCAUCACGCUUGCCCGAGGAGGCCAUCCAGGCCCUGAGGCACGCCGACGUGGAGCCUCCUUCUCAGGCCAUCUGACGUCAGUCCCUCUUCAUCCUCAUCAUGGAGGGCUGAGGUCAACUUGUCUUCCUCGUUUUGGACUCUGAGGCUUUACCUUGUCAUCUUUGGCACAAAGAUUGAUUUCUUUUGAGAGCCACCCAAAGCACCACGUUUGCCAUGUUAGCCUUGGCGUGAGUCCUUAUGAACAAUGUUGAAAUUAUGUUCAUAAGUGUUUGGGCUUGUUUUUUUGUUUUAUUUUUUUUUUCCCUCUAUAAAGCGUGACCCCAGAAUGUCCAGUAGUGUUGAAAAUAAAAUAAACCGCAUACGGUUUGUGAGAUGACCCCCAAACUCUUGAAUUCAAACCGCAUUACGCAGUGCAGACAGUGAACCAUCAUGAUAUGAGCGUGUUUCUCCCACUAUGGUGUUGGGCUUAUUUAUUGCAUACCACGGUGUGCAUAUGUCAAAAUACUUGAAAACGUUUGACCCUUGAAAUGGGUGUUUCAACAAGACAAUGAUCUCAAAUGCACUAGUAAACGUGCAAAGUUUUGGUUCCAGACCAACAAAGGCCGAUCCCCAGACCUUAAUCCAAUCAAGAACUUGUGGAGUGACAUGGAAAAUUGUGCUUCUGAAGCAAAACCAAGGAAUCUUCAAGUGGAAUAACAGCUUAAAGGUGCCACAAGUCGGUUGACUCCAUGCCACACAGGUGUGAAGCAGUUAUGUCGCAUUGUGCUGCCAUUAUUUUGAACACUACCGUAGCUGUUUUUUUUUUUCCCCCUCCCCUCCGUCCUUCACAUUUUGCUCGCUCGGCCCUUUUCUGGUGAGCGACAUAAGCUACAGCCCUCAUAGGGAGCUUCACUGAAAUGGCAAUAAAACACAUUGAUUGUUCUCCUCUUUAAAUGCGUACAGUGUAUAUAUUUACUUUAUAUGGAUUGUAUUUGUAUGUGUUGGUUUUUUGUACGCGUGUACAGCUUUUCUACCAAUCAGCAUUUUGUUCUUUAUUGGACCCAUGGGUGGGCAAUGCUGGUGAGUGCGUGAAACAAUUGCUGUGUCAUGGUUGGUCCUCAACCUUUUUAAUUGUGAAAGAAUGCUGUCGUGUUUUGUCUUUAACAUCCUUUUUUGGUUAUCAGGAAGCAUCGCAGUGUCAUGUUUUUUUUUUUAUCACCCAAUAAAUGCAGUCGUCUUUUGUCUUCCCAACAAGCCUUUUUGAUCACAGCAUAAUACUGAUGUGUUUUGUCUUCAACAUUAAUUAAAAGUUGCAGCAAACGUUGUCGUGUUUAGUUUGCAACAAGCUUUCCAAUUGAAACGGACACAUUGACAUGUUAUUGUCUUCAAUAAACUUUCAUUUCAAAGAUCUACCAUCAUUUUUUUUUCGUUAUCACCGAUCGAUUUUAAUCACUAAAUGCAGUGUCUUGAUCUGUCCUUGUUUUUUUCCUCUCUCUCAAAAAACUGUUUAUCAUUGUCAUGUUGCCUUCAACCUUUUUGUCACGAUGACAAAAGGCAUUGUCACGCUUUGCCUUCGAUGAACUUUUUCAUCUCAAAAAGAUGUUUUGUCUCUAACGACAUUUGUUUCGUUUGUUUUUUGAUGCCGUAGUCCGUUGUCAUAUUUAAUCUUUUGAAGACAAAGCGAUGUGCUAAUCUCCCACCGCGUGUACAUGACAAAUUGGUUUUGGCUGUGAUUUCACUUUCUUUUUUUUUCCAAAGAACUGUUGUGGGGGUGAGAUGCCUCCAAAUGUGUGUCGCAAUGCUGUAAUCUCUUUACACAAUUGACUUCACAGUGAGAUCACUUCAUCUCCUGAAAUGUAACGUGCAAACCCCCACUCAUUUUGUGUGUUUGUGUGCAUGCCGAUAGACACGCUUCAGUUC